AUGGCAACCGGAAAUGGUAAAUCUCCAACAAGUUCACAAGAUAGUGAUUUACAUUAUGCAGACCAGAAGAUCAAGGUAAUGAAGGAAGAAAACAAGGACUCUAUUAAGCCAAAGGUUACAGUGAAGACAGAACAGGUUCAGCCUUCAAGAAAAGAAUUCGAUUUCAAAACGGAACCGGUUGCACGAGAUCCGAACGGCCCAGGAGAAAAUGGACAAGCUGUCAGCAUCAAGGAGAACGAGAAGAAGGAAGAGACUGAAGGAUAUAACCAGCAUGCUUUCAAUGAGCUUGCGAGUAGGAAAAUUUCUUUGCAUCGAUCUAUCCAAGAUACUAGAGAACCAGGUUAA
Molecule: messenger RNA, 345 nt
Organism: Actinia tenebrosa (Australian red waratah sea anemone)
Lineage: Eukaryota; Metazoa; Cnidaria; Anthozoa; Actiniaria; Actiniidae
Source: RefSeq, a predicted model, not a curated record